Molecule: messenger RNA, 2225 nt
Organism: Cladocopium goreaui
Lineage: Eukaryota; Dinophyceae; Suessiales; Symbiodiniaceae
Source: the annotation of a GenBank genome assembly
GGACUGCUGUCCACAGAUCCAGCCACCGUCCCCUUUCGUGGUCACUUUGAGUACCGAUGGAAGGUUUACACCGACCUGCGGAAGACCAUCCAAGAAACCGCGGGGUCAUUGACGCAAUUCGCCUGUGGAUAUCAACAGCUGGGAUUCACCAAGGAUGAGGAGACUGGAAGGAUUACGUACCGCGAAUGGUUGCCACCUGCUCAAUCCAUGUCAUUGGUGGGCGAUUUUAACAACUGGAACGAAGGGGCGACGCCCAUGUCCCGCGAUGCCUUCGGUACAUGGGAGGUGACUUUGCCGCCGGAGGCCAUUCCACAUCGGUCCAAGGUGAAGUUCUGUGCCCUGACUCCAGAUGGCUCCAAAGUCUAUCGAGUGCCUGCUUGGAUCCGCUGGUCUUGUCCAGACCUAGGGAAGUUCGGCUCGACCUACGAUGGCAUCUACUGGGAUCCUGCCAGCAGCACGGAUGACCUUUGCUUCAAGGGCUUCACUGCCCCGCGUCCUGAAAUGCCACAAAGCCUCAGGAUUUAUGAAGCGCACGUGGGUAUGUCCUCCAUUGAACCCAAGUGUAACAGCUACCUGGAAUUUGCAAAGGACGUGCUUCCACGAAUCAAAGAGUCCGGCUACAAUUGUAUUCAACUGAUGGCUAUCAUGGAGCAUUCCUACUACGGCUCUUUUGGUUAUCACGUGACCUCCCCCUUCGCGGUGUCCUCUCGUUCGGGCACCCCGGAUGAGUUCAAAGCCUUGGUGGAUGAAGCACAUCGAAUGGGACUGCUGGUGCUCAUUGACUUGGUGCAUUCCCACGUCUCCAACAAUGCAGAUGAUGGGCUGAACGGCAUGGAUUUUGGCCAAGCAGAAAGCGAUUCAUACUUUAUGACAGGUGACCGUGGCUAUCAUCGACUCUGGGACUCACGUCUGUAUUGCUACAAGAACUACGAAGUCCUUCGAUACUUGUUGUCCAAUCUGCGCUGGUGGCUUGAAGAAUACAACUGUGACGGCUUCAGAUUCGAUGGAGUUACCUCCAUGUUGUAUCAUCAUCAUGGGUUGUACAUGAGCUUCACUGGCAAUUACGAGGAGUAUUUCAGUAUGCAGACAGACGUCGAUGCGGUGGUCUACUUGAUGUUAGCCAGUGAGCUGGUGAAGAGUCUACGACCCAAUGCCAUCAUGAUCGCAGAGGACGUCUCGGGCAUGCCUGGACUCUGUGUGCCAGUGGCCGAAGGUGGUAUAGGCUUUGACUAUCGCCUGGCCAUGUCUUUGCCAGACCUCUGGAUCUCCCUUUUGAAGGAAGCCAAAGAUGAGCACUGGGGCAUGAAUCACAUCAUCUCGCGCAUGUGUAACCGCCGCCGUGGAGUUGAGAAGACCAUCGCCUACGCCGAAUGCCACGACCAAUCCAUUGUUGGAGACAAGACAAUUGCCUUUUGGUUGAUGGAUGCUGAGAUGUACACUGGUAUGGGCGAUGAUGGAACGCAAGGGACUGUCGCAAUCGAACGCGGCAUGUCACUUCACAUGAUCAUCCGGGCCAUCACCAUGGGCUUGGGUGGUGAAGGCUACUUGAACUUCAUGGGCAAUGAGUUUGGACACCCAGAAUGGGUAGAUUUUCCACGAGAAGGCAACAGUUGGUCCUCGGCCCAUUGCCGACGUCGUUUCGACUUGGCCGACAGUGGCCUAUUGAGGUACCGAUUCCUUCUCAAGUGGGAUGUUGCCCUUCAUGCACUGGAGGAGAGCACUGGCUUUGCGAGCGACGAGCACCUCUUGGUUUCCAGUCAACACGAGGAGGAUAAGGUGAUUGUCUUUGAACGCGGCGAGCUUAUCUUUGUGAUCAACUUACAUCCUUGCAAUGACUACAUGGACUACAAAGUGGGCGUUCGUGAACAUGGCAGGUACAAGGUUUGCUUGGAUUCGGAUGCCUACGACUUCAGGGGAAGAGGACGCACGGUGCACGAUUGGGUUUACUUUUCUGCACCGGAAGGAGUACCUGGAGGCCCCGGCAACUUCAACGACAGAAUGGCUUCGAUCACCUUGAAGGUAGUGCCGGCCCGCAGCUGCACAGUCUAUGAAAAGCUGCUGGAGGGCCAUGCCCAACAGACCGGCAUGGACACUCCUGUCGCGCAGGCGAUUCGACAUGCAGUCGAUGCCCACGAGGCGUCUGCGGAGGAGAGACGAGAGAUGGCGGACCGUGUUCAAGGUGCUUGAGGCAUCCCGCAGUUGAUCACCGCAAAAAGUUCUCAAAA